Molecule: messenger RNA, 6069 nt
Organism: Emericellopsis cladophorae
Lineage: Eukaryota; Fungi; Ascomycota; Sordariomycetes; Hypocreales; Bionectriaceae
Product: Dedicator of cytokinesis protein-like protein
Exons: 2
Coding region: 1-6069 (2022 amino acids)
Biological process (GO): small GTPase-mediated signal transduction
Cellular component (GO): cytoplasm; plasma membrane
Molecular function (GO): guanyl-nucleotide exchange factor activity; small GTPase binding
Source: RefSeq, a predicted model, not a curated record
AUGCCCUGGCAGCCGCUGCCCCGAAUUGCUUUCGCUAUCGCGACAUACCCAUUCGCACCCUCGAGCCCGGCCGACCUACCACUCGAGAUUGGUGAUGAGCUAUAUGUGAUCGAAGAAACGCCGGACGGCAACUGGUUGCGCGGCUAUUUAGUUGCGCCACCUAGUUUGCUGGCCGGCUUGACAUCCGUCAAGGGACAAACUCUUGAAGCGCGCGUAUUUAGUGGCAUCUUCCCUAGAAGCUGCGUGGAGGUCCGAGAGCUGCUGGGCGAAUCUGGCGAGACCGACGACGAGACCGAUCCGACCGACGAAAGGGCCGCUGCCAUUAACAACCACGGGCCGUCACAGGCUUCGCCAGGAUUGAGAAAAACACAUCAGGACCUUGCCAACAACCCUCCUGCGAAGCUGUCUAUACCAGUCACACGAGACCCCAGCACACCGCGACCACCAGCACCGGUGCCCAUGCUGAAAGUGGGUGACGAAACGCCGACAUCUGCGUCCGAACCUUUGAUUGACGAAAUUGGUUCAUGCCUGAGGGAGUGGCACUCUACGAACCUCCACGAACUCCUCCUGACGCGACAGUAUGGCCGUCUGAAUCAGCUGUCUCAGCUCAUCAACGACCUUGAUCUGAGCCGGCAGCAAUUUCUCUACAACGUUCUCACCGCACACGAGUACGAUCGGCUACGCGAGAAGACGGUCUGGGACUUGGUCAAGGUCAACAAGCUCUGCGGUGGAGAUGUCAUCGUUCGGGACCCUCAAGCCCAAGGUCGAGUCCUCACGGGCGAUGACUCGGCCGUCGAGAUAACGCAAUUGCAGUCGGUCAUGAGCUUGCUAGACGAGCCACCGCAGACAGCGAGCGAGCCAAGCACGCGGCACCACCUAUACUUGGACGUCAAGGGGUUUGCGGGUUCUUCGUCCGAGGAGACGUCACUGCUAUUCAGCUUGGUGAGCAAGUCCGCAAGCCGCAAGCUGGCUAGCGUGUCAGAACCCUUCAUGGUAGACGUUGCUGCUGGAGGCACCCUGGAGGGCCUAGCGAAACAUGCCCAGACAAGCACCCUCUUCGCGGACAUUGCGCCCCAAGAUAUCGGCGAUGCACCCUCUUCAGAGUCUGAGCUUUAUCUGGUGGUGAAAAUCGUGGCUUCGCAGCACAUUGCAGUCGCAAAGCCAGCGUCAAGAACCGGAACAGGCCCUCCCAAUGGCUACGGCAAGGAGAAUGUCAAGCCACCGUCGGCACCUGGCACCAAAUCUUCUAGGCGGAGCUUCAUGUGGGCUAGCAAGACUGCGCGAUCAGCUAUAUCACGGGGUACGUCCGGUAAAAUGGAGUCUGUCAACGAGCAGUCCGAACAACGCCCUGCGACUGAUGAUACCGACAAUGGACCGCCUAGCACUGCUGGCACAAGGGCAGGUGGUCCAGUCAGUGACACGCAAGUAACCCAGAGAACCCUAGGAGUGGGCAUUCUCAAACUCAACAAUGUUGUCAAACAAGACGAAGAGUCCGAGCAGGUGGUGAGCAUGUGGUCGCGGACUCCGAAGCCUACGAUUAAAGCCGACUACGGUGAUGACUGGGAUCCCAUCAUCAGGGAAAUCAUGUACAGCCCGAUGAAUCAUUACGAGAAAUCAAACAGAGGCGAACGCUUGCAAAUCUACCUAAGGAGCUUCAGUCAUCUUGACGCGGAUGCAUUGAUCAAGGCAACACCGACACUUCUAUCGGGAGUCAGCAAAACGAAUCGCAUGGGCUUCUCCGGUGCUCCCUCGAAACCACGUUCGGACAUCUACCUGACCAUCAACCAAGCAACACUAGCUAGGCAGAAUCUUCUCUCGCGAUAUGGUGGUAGUGCCACCCCCAUGCCGGUGUCUACGCAAGGGAUCAACUUUCAGCUCACUGCCGAAGUUCGCCUCAACUCAGGAGAGCGCAUCGAAAAUUGCAUAUAUGCAUCGUCAAAUGGCGACGCCUUGACUACAUUCAAAUCGGUAGCAGUCGAGAGAGGCGAGGCAUGGGGCCAGAUCCUGCGGCUUUCCCUAUCGCCUAGCGACGUGUGUAACGCGCAUGUUGUCCUCUUCUUAUGUGACAUGCCGAAUCCACCUUUCGCUGUCGCCCACAUUCCCUUAUGGGAUCAGCAGGCAUUUGUCCGCGACGGCACGCAUGGCUUGCUUCUCUAUAAAAUUGACGAGCACACGUCAACUCCUCUUCCCGGCCCUGUCGGCAAAGGCGGCUAUCUGUCACUACCGUGGACGCCGCGCGGUAACAACGAGCGCUCUGCCGAGGUGACUGGGCCUCUUGCCACACUUUUCGUCGAUACAUACCUUUGCAGCACUAAGUUUUCCCAAGACCGAGUGGUGCUAGGCCUGCUCAGAUGGAAGGAUACGCCCCGAGACAACAUACCGCCAAUGUUACGGCAGCUGAUAUUCGUGCCUGAAAUCGAGGUGGUCAAGCUGCUAAGCGACGUGCUGAACGGGCUCUUUGGGAUUCUGGUCGAGUAUUCGGGCAACGAUGAAUACGAAGACCUCGUCUUCACUGCCUUGGUCCGGGUGCUAGACAUUGUGCAUGACCGUCGAUUCAAUCUUGGGCCGAUAGUUGACCGUUACGCGGAAAACGAGUUCAACUUUCCCUUUGCCACGCCUUGUCUGGUGCGGUCGUUCACCAGGCUACUUGAAAACCCAACAGAGCCCGAGACAGCCCGCAAAUUGCGUGCAACCUUCAAGGUGGUCCGCCAUAUACUCAAGUUUAUCACCCACUCGAGGGGGCAGCAGAAGGUCAAGGAGGCUGGCAUAGGACUCAAAUCUUCCACGACGGGUUUCAGCCGCCACUUGCGGUCCAUUUUCAAGGCACUGGAUGCGAUGAUGCGCAACACGUCCCCCGUCCUGGUCGGUAGUCAGACGCUUGCAGUGCAGCACUUCCAUACAUGGCUCCCUGAGCUAGUCGGCUUGCUGAGUGCUGAAGAGAUCCUACACAUCGCCAUUGACUUUGUGGACUCAUGCGCCGAUGUGAAGGGCAAAUUAGUGCUAUACAAGCUGAUCCUGAUCAUCAACUACUCCAGGAUAGGUCUUUUCUCAGACCCCGAACAGCGUUCCGUGCUUGUCGCGAACACUGUUCGCUGGAUCACGCCGCACUGGGGGCACGCACCAGAGAUUAACGAUCAAUGGCGAGCACAAAUACGGUUGUGUUGCUCCGUCCUGGCCAGCCAGAUUGACUAUCUUGGUCUCGAAGUUCCAAAGCAUAUUCCUGGGAUUAUCGAUUCUUAUCUGGCUCUACUGGCUGUAGAACAGAAACCACGCAACCGCCUGUCAUUGCUCUUCCCGAGUACCUACCCCUUCCCUUCUAAAACAAUGGCUGCCGAGCUUACGCACGACGAAGCACUUGCUGAACUAGCCGCCGUGCUUUCUGCAAUAUCGACAUCCGCGGCUGGCAUGCAACUGGAUGAGUUGGCCGAAGACGAUUUGGCAAUGAUGUUAGAGAACCUCCUUCAGGUGCAUCUUAGUAUCCUCAAUGGAGAGGCCUUCCCGCAAGACUGGUUGAGCGUGCGCAUUUAUCAUCACAAAUCAACGAUGCGAGCUUUGCAAUACAUUGCCGACCUCAUGCUUGAGUCCUUCAUGCCAGACCCCGAGGACGCAGAAGGGUUCAACACCGAACUUUGGAAAAUGUUCUUCACAACGUUGCUCAAGUUGGUGGGGAGCCCUUCGCUGGCUUUGGAGACCUUCCCCGAACAGAAGCGUCGCGCGAUCUGGAAGAUUGCUGGGGAUGUCAGAGAGCAUGGUGCCGAACUACUACGAACGACAUGGGAAGCCAUCGGCUGGGAUGCGACACCCGAAGAGCAAGACCGGUAUGGCCUAGAACGCAUGGGCGGAUAUCAGGUCCAGUACGUCCCUACCUUGGUUGGGCCGAUCGUGGAGCUUUGCCUGAGUGUUCACGAGGGGCUUCGCAAGAUGGCCGUCGAGGUACUCCAGACCAUGAUCGUCAGCGAGUGGGCUUUGAGCGAAGACCUGUCCGCCAUUCAGACAGAGGUCAUUGAUUGCUUGGACAACUUCUUCAAAACCAAGCCACUCACGGAGAGCAUCGUUCAGAAGUUGUUUGUGAGUGAGCUGCUGGAGCGUUUUGGCGCCUUGUCGGAAUCGGAUGACGAGCCUCUGUACGAUGCUCUCCAGGAGUUCGUGGGAACCGUGGACGAGUUCCUGGAUCUCCUCACGGCUGUGCACAGCAGUGACAGCACCAACGACGCUUCGCACCUCAUAAGCCAACUGAGAUUGAUGGAGUUCUUGCGCGACAUGCAGAAAGAGGAGAUCUUUGUUCGAUACGUGCAUCAGCUUGCCGACUUUCAGGCUGCAAGUAGAAAUCAUGCUGAAGCCGGUCUGGCUUUGCGCCUCCACGCCGAUCUGUACGAUUGGGAUCCUACCAAGCAAACGACUCCUCUGCUCGAACCAUAUUUCCCGUCGCAGACGGCUUUCGAGCGCAAAGAGAAGAUCUACUUCGAUAUGAUCAAACACUUUGAGGAUGGGGAGUCAUGGAGUAAUGCAUUGACAGCCUACAAGGAGCUGCAGACACAAUACGAGAUCAAUGUCUUCGACUUCGCCAAGCUUGCUCGGACGCAACGGGCGAUAGCCACCAUCUAUGAGACAAUCUCAAAGAGCGACAGGGCUAGCUCAAAAUAUUUCAAGGUGGUCUUCAAAGGGCUCGGAUUCCCAGCCAGCGUCCGGGAUAAGGAAUUUAUCUACGAGGGCGCUCUUCGUGAGAAGGGCUCGGCUUUCACAGACCGCAUGCAAGAGCAGUACCCCAACGCCCGCAUUGUCGCGAGCGGCGACGUUGACGAAGUCGAGGGCCAAUAUCUGGUGAUCUCGAAUGUCGCACCUCAUCGUGACCUGGGCCAUCCAGUGUUCCAAAGAACCAGGGUUGCGCAGGUGAUUCGGGAAUUCGUGCUAUCGUCGCAUCCACAAACGUUUACGAUCAUGACAAAGAGGGUCACCCAGGGCCCUGUGCACGAGCACUACUCUGAGAAGACCGUCUACACCACUGCUGAGCCUUUCCCGACAAUAUUGCGCCGCAGUGAGGUCAUUGAGCAGUCUGAGGUUGCGCUGACUGCUCACGAGACGGCGUUGGAGCGUAUUGUGCGCAAGACACAGGAGAUGACAGUGUUGGAACGCCGCGUGGCUGAAGGCGACGAGGAGAACGCGGCUCUACUGCUAGAUGCCAUUAGUGUCUCGGUGAACCCCAACUCUGAACAUAGCGUAGCUUGCUAUCGUCAGUUGCUCCCUCAGCCGAAGAGGCAGGCCGCAAGCGAUCUUGGCAGUGAAGAGAGAGAAGAUGAAGACGACAUGGAAGAAGAGGAGAAGGUGGAAGCUGAGCCUCAAGACGUAGCUCUCAAGAUGGCCUUGGUAGAUCAUGCGAUCAUGAUUAAACGCUGUCUGGCGACUUUCGCUCGCAGUGACAACGCACUUCUUCGUCACCGACACGAAGAGCUGCAGAGCUAUUUUGGAAGCACCUUCGAGCCCGAGGUGGCCGUCUUCUCCCCGCCACAACCAUUGCGCGAAUAUACACACAGUGUCACGCCAACAUGGAGGGCACCGUCGUCACCGAACGGCACCAGCACACCUACACCUGGCAUCGCGUCUCUCGUGAAUGGUGUCAGGGCAGAAGAAGCUUCCGUCGCACGACCCGUGUCGCUUCAUCAGCGAAGCAAACGUCUGAGCUUUCUCAACAAGAGAAGGAUGUCUGACGGCCACCGAGACUCUUCUGCAUUCCCUCAGAGCAUCGAGCUACCUGCGAGUCCUCGCAGCAGGGCCAUGAGCAAAGACACUACACGGCGCGGUAGUUUCUUCCGGGCAGCCCAAUCCAACGACGAACUCAGCCGGCACUUUAGCGGCGACGAAGCCGCGGCGGCCGCAGGUGCAAAGACGACAACGACCAUCACCGCAGACCUCCGGCGGCCAUCUCAGGCAUCCAGUCACGAUCUGGAAUCGGAAGGCAGCGGUGGUCAAGGCCUGAUCAAGAAGACCAGUGUGCGGAAGCGACUCAGCAUGUUGAAGCUGGGCGGAAAGAGGAACAGGAACGCCACCAUGAGCAGCUUGGACGAGGAGUAG